Messenger RNA from Procambarus clarkii (red swamp crayfish), 447 nucleotides. The record is from RefSeq and is a predicted model, not a curated record. NCBI's taxonomy places the organism in Eukaryota, Metazoa, Arthropoda, Malacostraca, Decapoda, Cambaridae.
AUGGGAGUACGUCAUGGGGUGUACACCUGUCAUGGAGUGUACACCUGUCAUGGUGUGUACACCUGUCAUGGAGUGUACACCUGUCAUGAGGUGUACACCUGCCAUGGAGUGUACACCUGUCAUGGUGUGUACACCUGUCAUGGAGUGUACACCUGUCAUGGAGUGUACACCUGUCAUGGAGUGUACACCUGUCAUGGGGCGUACACCUGUCAUGGUGUGUACACCUGUCAUGGGGUGUACACCUGCCAUGAGGUGUACACCUGCCAUGGAGUGUACACCUGUCAUGGUGUGUACACCUGUCAUGGAGUGUACACCUGUCAUGGAGUGUACACCUGUCAUGGAGUGUACACCUGUCAUGGGGCGUACACCUGUCAUGGGACGUACACCUGCCAUGGGACGUACACCUGUCAUGGGACGUACACCCUACCUUACGUGGGAGUGUACUGA